Messenger RNA from Clupea harengus (Atlantic herring), 4552 nucleotides. It is a transcript of the gene sapcd2, whose product is annotated as suppressor APC domain containing 2. Lineage: Eukaryota; Metazoa; Chordata; Actinopteri; Clupeiformes; Clupeidae. The record is from RefSeq and is a predicted model, not a curated record.
GAUUUAGAAUCUCGGAAUGAGUAAGAACCACAGAGGAACGUUUGCGUGGGUUGCAAAGACAGACCACAAGAAGAGCUCGGUGUGUUAUUUUCGUUCUAUUCUUACAAUUCCUCCGGAUACGACCUUGGACGUAGCACAACAGUGUUCUCCUGUGCAAGGAAAGGCACAUAUUAUUAUUUUUUCAUUUAGAUGACGGGAGAGUUCGCCUGGUUUUAGUAAGACCGAUAACUUCAUGGCUUUGGUAGCUAAUGAUCGCAGUUGCAAAGUGAACGGCUUGAACAGUUGCAAAACUGGUACCAAAAAAGAAAGGAUACUGAGUAAGACGGCCGGUUGUAAGAUAAACAUGCAGCCAAAAGAAGCGGAGUUUACCAUCGAGGGUUUGCCGAAAGCAUUUUUACAAAGUUUGAGAACUCUUUUUGACAUCCUCGAUGAUGGGACGCGAGGGUACGUGCACAUAUCAGAAAUUGAAAGUCGGUGGCAGGGCGCAGAGACGCAGGGUUUACCCGCCGGUGUGCUGGAGUGCUUGAGACGGGUUACCCCAUCGCACGGCUGCUUGACAUUCGAGCGCUUCGUGGCGGGGCUUCGGAACUCCAUGCUCAAUCCAGAAAAUGGUAACAUCAAUCUUCAGCCUUCUACACAGUCGUCAUAUUCAACUGGACCGAAGUCGCAGUCCCAGAUAAACACUCAUAAAACUGGUGCAUCCAUGGGGUCUCGGAGCUAUGAGAGCAAAGUUCGGCCACUUGGACCAAGCAAUAUGACCAAUAUGCACCAUAACCGUGCGUCCUCUCUCCAAAGCAGACAAAGGUACCCCGAAGACAUAUACACUACUUCUAGCAAACAAGGGGAACAAACCCAUUUCACAUCGGCCCCUGCCGCUCAACGGUACGGGACUACCGGCUAUGAGAGAACCGGCAGGAGUUUGGAGAGGAUUCCCGUCGUCCCAGAAAGCGGCACGUAUCGGACCGAGUCAGUUCGAGUUGGUAAAAAGGCACAUCAUCAAAACCGAAUGCGUUCUAUUGAAUCAUUGGCACUCGAAUCGCCACAGCUCCAAACACAAGGCCCUGUGGAGACUGCUGGUCUCCCCCGAUCGCAGAGUGAGACGACCACAGGCUUCAGUGGCUCCAGACGCCACUGCCGAAGCCGCGAUGAACAGAGGAGGCACACCAUCACUAAUGGAGUCGAUUAUGGAAUGCUGAAGCAGAUGAAGGAACUGGAGCAGGAGAAGGACUCUCUGUUGGCAGGGCUGGAGGUGGUGGAACGCGCCCGCGAGUGGUACCAGGCUCAGAUCCACAGCGUCACCGAGAGACAGAGACUGGUCGGCCAAAGCAGCCUCUGCACGGAUUUCUUGACAGAAUCCAGUCAAAGUCGAAUGAAUGUCCUCCUUCCCAAACUACAGGAAGUCAACCGCUGCCUUAAUGACCUCUUAUCCUGCUCGGGAAUGCAGCAGUCCUUCUCCCCCACUGCACAGCCCCCCACCAUCUCCCCCAGUGCCCAGUCCUCUGCCACAGCUGCCCCACAGGCAGUCCAGAGACUGAAGGACCAGAACCGGCUCCUCACACAGGAGGUAACUGAGAAGAGCGAGCGCAUCACCCAGCUGGAGCAGGAGAAGUCAGCCCUCAUCAAGCAGCUCUUCGAGGCCCGCGCCAGAAGCACCCACGACAGUAGCACCAUGGACUCCACCUUCAUCUGAGAUCCCCAGCGACUUACCACGACCACGACCACAUUCAUCCCUCAAGCCAAGGCAUGCCUCGGGCACAGACGGCUGGCAACAGUACGCAAUUAAAGAAAACUCUCGGUGGUUCGGACAGUCACCUGGAUUCUAUCAGUUUACAACCACUUCAUGCAAGACCGUUAACCUGGACUUUGUUGCUGUCUGAACCAUCUGAGUAAACAAACUGACACAGCUAAGGAAUCCUAGCUAAAUCAGCGGAGCUGUGUGAUUUGAUUCUCCAUCAUGAUGUGACUUUGAUAAUCAGGCUCUACUUAAAAGUUCACUCCACGGUUCUCCUUGUCCAAUGAGUAAUAAUUAAAAAAAAGAUCACAUGAACGUGGAGGCAGAUGCUAAGGAUAUGCAGAACCUAGGAUGGGUUCAACCAUUACGUCAUCACAUCAAGUUGGCCAGGACCCUACAGCCUUUAUCAUUUUCCUUCAACCAUAUGGGGUUUUGAGACCUUUUCUUUGCAUUGAGCUCUUUCUAAAGAUUCAUUUUCUGCACACUAGUCACCGAAAGACACUGUAGAGGCAGCUCUCUCUCUCUCUCUAGGGAAGAGUUUUGGGAUGGAUGGAGGAAGAUUUCUUGGGCAAUCAGUCCAAUCAGCUUGUGAGUUUGUUUUGAGUGAGCAGGUUUUUGCAGGACUGGUUGUAAGUGUGUAGUGGAUUUGUUGUUAAAUGUUGCGUAGUGUGUUAAGAGAGGUUUCAGAGAAUAGGCAUACUGAUGAUCCAGACAUCCAAGUGUACCAAAAAAACAUCAAACGCAUUCCCCAGUAUUUGUUAAGGACCAUAUUGAUAAACUGUUAGGGGGUUGAAUCCACAUUUUUUUUUUUAUUAUUGGUUGCUCUUGCCAAUGAAAUGAGACAUAGUUUAGACACGAUUUGCCAACUUGUAAUGAUAUCGUAGGCGUGAGACAAAUACUCAGUUUUGACGUUUAAGUUCGACCAAACCCUAUCAUGCCAAGGAUGUAGCUGGACCAAGGGAAGGAGAAGAGUUACCUUGAGGAGGAGACUUUAGAGAAGGUGAAAUGGAGCUCACUGAAUGUAUUCUGAUGGGAUCGGUGAAGACUGCUAAUGCGAGAGAAGGGAACAGAGUCAGUCCUCGAUGGAUGGAGUACAGUUCAGUAACAACAAAAUGACAAAAAAAAGUGCAGAGGUCUUUGAUUAUAACCCAUAUAAAUAUUGAUAUCUAAAGGCCAUUGUUAUGGCAUCCAUCCUAAGUGUAAUCCAGAAGCUUACAGGCCACAGCCAGCCUCAUUGUUUUCCUGCUGUAUUUUGGCUGCUAUCAGUGGCUCCUCCUGUUUGUAAUGGUUUCUAGUGCAGAUGAAGCGCUGCUUUCCCUGUUCCUGUUGCGGGUGGUCCUAGAGCUGUUCACUCCUAUGGACUCUGCUAUGGUGUCCUCUUAGGCACUCUCUCUCUCAUUCAUGUCCUUCUCUCUCUUGAUUCCACUUCUCUCUCUGUCUUUCUGUUCAGUCUCUACCUAAGUCUACCUCUUUUUUGCCAUCUUUCUCUUUUCAGUUUCAGCUGGUCCUCUCGGUUGUGCAAAUAAAUGCAGGUGUGUUCCUUUGCCGAGCACAUCUGGCCAUUUCCUCUCGUAUGAAAACGCAAGGCUUGAUCAUCAGCAUGACAGAUUCUUCGGUAGAAAGACCUUCUGCCUGGAGUUUUGUAUUAAGGAACGUGUUUUAUGGAGGUUAUUGCUGUUGUGCCUUUGAACAAGACGGUCAACCUAACUCACUUCAGCCACCGUGAAGCAGUAAGCAUGCGCUUCAUGUCAUGGGAAGGAACAUCUCAAAGAGGUGUGUGUAGGGGGUGUAUUCCUAUCUGUAUUUUAAAGGUGCAGUAUGUAGUAUUUGGUGACAAACUAUACAAAUGCUUCUUUAUUAUGUAACUCCAAAGGCAUAACUAAAACUAAUUGUUAUGAUAUUAUUCCAGCACAUUUCACUCCUGUAGUUUUACUUGCAAAAAUGUAAACAAAUUUAAAAACAAAUGCAGGGUAAAAUGUCCUUUCACAAUAGCUUUUACUGGUUACAGUAAAGAGAGGUAUUUCUAUUUUUGAACUAUUACUACAAGAUAAACUGUUAAUAUGUUUGUGUAUGCGGGAGACUAAAAAAACAGGGUAUAUGACCUUCAAAUCAAGAGCCGAUGAAUGUGUGUUGAAUAUAACUUCAUAUUUCCCAUGUUUUAAUUUUGCUUUUGAAUGCCAGUUUACAAAACAUGAUCUCCUUAUGUUUACUGGAUAUAUUACACAUAAAUAUAGUCCUAAACUUAUAGUUAAUAUGUAAGUAUAGCCUAUUUUGCUUUCGGCCCACCACAUAAAUCACAACAUUCAUCCCGUAAGGCCUUAUUCUGGGCUCGGUUCUUGAUGGAACCCUCCAACUAAAGAUAAGAACUUUGGAAAGAAUGAGAGAAUGGAACUAGUGAUGUGUGUUCCAGCAUCCUUUCAAGUUUUGUCUGUGGAUGACUAAAAGAGACUUCCUGAAGGUAGGUUCAAAGGUAGCCGAUUGAAAUUAAGUUUGAUUUUAUUGAUUUAUAUGAAUUUAUACUCAUUGGCAUCACCAUGUUUUAUGUCAAUAUAUUAGAGAAAAUCUGGUUUAAUGUUUUUUUUUUCACGCUUCUCGUUCUUAGAGAUGUGUACGAAUGAGGAUCAGUGUGCGAGUUUAUGUGUGGAUGAUUGUGUGUGUGUGUGUGUGUGUUGUGGAGAGGCAGAACUUCACUGGUUUGUUGCCUGGGUAAAGUUACAUGAAAGAAUCUUCCUCCUUCCUCCUCUCUUCUCUUGUAAAAAUGCUUUUGCUUGCUUUUGAGUGUAAAUAACAUUAAAACAUUGUAUAGCACUAAGAAACUCA